CUGUGGUUAUUCGAUUCGCGGUGCGGUGUAAUGCGGCACACCGCAUUUAUUUCUCAAUUGAUUAUAUUGUAAGGCACUGUUGAUCAGAUAAAAUAGUCCAAUAUAAUAAUUUUUACAAUGGCUCAGGCGGGUAUUGAAAAGUUAUCCUUAAAGGAGAUUUUCACGUCGGAUAAGAGAGGUAAUGAUGAAACUGGAAAUGGUACUGAAGAAAAGCCGUUUAAAACGAUCCUUCAGGCAAUGCGUAAAGCGGGGAAGGAGCCUUUUCCAACGAUCUACGUUGACUCUAAAGAGGAAGGGAAAAUUUACGAUGUAGCUGCCAAGUCUCAACUUAAGAAAAUUCAGAAGAUCUGGGUAAGAGAAGCCCACAAGGCAGCGGAUAAGGCUAAGCUUGAGGAGGAAACCAAUGAGAAGAGAUUGCAGAACUUGGAAGAAGCAAAGAAAAUUGUCAUUAAGAACGAUCCGAACUUGCCGAACGCAACAACUGUCAAGAUUUAUGAGACUCCUGAGCAUCGUGGGAAGCGUAUCUGUGUCCGUGGCUGGGUGCACCGGUUACGAAGACAAGGCAAAUCCCUGAUUUUCCUCACACUCCGUGAUGGCACGGGCUACUUGCAAUGUGUACUCCAUGGCCUCCUCUGCCAGACCACCAACGCUUUGGUGUUGUCAACUGAGUCUUCAGUAAUUAUCUAUGGCUCAUUGGAGGUGUUGCCUGAGGGAAAAACUGCACCGGGCGGGCAUGAGUUGACAGCUGACUACUGGGAGCUGGUGGGCCUAGCACCUCCAGGCGGAGCAGAUGCCAUCCUCAACGAAGAGGCCCUUGUUGAUGUGCAGCUUGAUAACAGGCAUAUAAUGAUACGCGGUGAAAACACAUCGAAGAUUCUCCGUGCCCGCGCGGCUGUCACACGGGCCUUCCGCGAUCAUUUCUACGCGCGCCACUACACGGAGGUCACACCACCGACGCUGGUGCAGACCCAGUGUGAGGGAGGCAGCACGCUGUUCAAGUUCAGCUAUUUCGGCGAGGAAGCAUACCUAACUCAGAGCUCGCAAUUGUACCUGGAAACUUGCCUGCCGGCGUUAGGAGACGUGUACUGCAUCGCGCAGUCUUACCGCGCAGAGCAGUCUCGCACUAGACGCCAUCUUGCUGAAUACAGCCACGUGGAAGCAGAAUGCCCGUUCAUCACAUUCGAGGACUUGUUGGACCGUCUGGAGGACUUGGUGGUCGAUGUAGUCGACCGCGUGCUUGCCUCGCCCGACGCGCAACUCGUCCACGAGCUCAACCCCAACUUCAAGAGGCCCAAGAGGCCGUUCAUGAGGAUGGCGUACACGGAGGCGCUGGAGUACCUCAAAGAGAACAACAUCACCAAGGACGAUGGCUCCUUCUACGAGUUCGGAGAUGACAUCCCCGAGCAGCCCGAGCGCAAGAUGACCGACGCGAUCGGCGUCCCCAUACUACUGCACAGCUUCCCCGCCGAGAUCAAGUCGUUCUACAUGCAGCGCUGCGCCGACGACCCGCGCCUCACGGAGUCCGUGGACGUGCUCAUGCCGGGCGUGGGGGAGAUCGUCGGCGGCUCCAUGAGGUCCUGGGACUACGACCAGCUCAUGGAAGGCUACAAGCGGGAGGGCAUCGACCCCUCCCCCUACUACUGGUACACGGACCAGCGCAAGUUCGGCUCGACGCCGCACGGGGGCUACGGGCUGGGGCUGGAGCGCUUCCUGUGCUGGCUGCUCGACCGCUACCACAUCCGCGAGGUCUGCCUCUACCCGCGCUUCCUCGAGCGCUGCACUCCUUAGAUACCACUAUAAAGGUCACUAGUCUUUACUGGCCUGAAUUAGCUAUGAAUCGUUUGUCUUUAUCUGUAAUUUUGACUUAUGUAUUUGUGAGAAAAGGAUAAAACAUAAUUUUACUAAAUCAGGCCCGUAAAGUUUUAUGAAUAAGGGGGUAACUCUGCACCGAUUUUACAGUGAUAUAUGUAAUAUUUUCAUAGGACAUUUGAUGUUUAAAGUACCACAUACACACUGACACGUGGAUAUAUUAGAUUAUUUAUAACCUUAAUACACCAAAAAAUCGCAAAAUUAUAUUGAUAUAACAGCUUUCGCCGUACCCAAGCUGUGUGAAAACGCUGUAAAUCGAUGCAGUGUUAGCUUAGACUAACUUUAACUGCGUUGUGACUCUUAGGGUCGGUUGCACUAAACCGUCUGUCACCGUUAAAGCGUUCGCCAAAUUUCCUAGAUCUCUGCAACGUGACAUUGAUCAGUCUGUUAACUGUGGUUGGCGCAACUGGCUCUUAGUAAGGGACCUCCAACUGCUACGCAUGCGGUGAAAGAAGAAGAUUCAUACAUUACAACGCGCACGUCGUAUCGUCAAACCUUCAUUUAGAUUGACUAACAGAUAUAUAUGUCUGAUUAAAAAAUCGUGUGGUUAAUUUUAAUAGGCGCUUGACCCAUUUCUUCCAGGGGUUAUACGAAACGAGACCUUAAGUCGUCUAAAUAAGGUUUAUAAACGGUUACUUCAGUGUACUCAUGCCAGUGUUGUUUGUUUAAAAUUAAAUUGUUCCAGUGUUUUUGCAUUUGAUCGUCUUAAAUAUUGUUUAUACAUAAGGUAAACGUACUGGUGCUCGACGCGGUCCCCGUACAUGACAUCUUGAAACUUAAGUCAUUGUCAAUAGAGGUGACAGCAAGGUGUCAUCUAUUGGGCAUUAGCAUGUCGAGCACUAGUUCAUUUACCUUAAAUACUAUUUAUUUAUUAUGCAUUUUUCUACGGUUGCUAGUUCUAGAACUUCUAGAGUCAAAAGAUAUAGAUAUAUCUUGGUCCGACAUUAUUAUGAUGAUGUUGUCGGAUAUUAUUAGAUAAUAAUAUGAUGCAAAACAUUUUUUGGGAUAUGAACCCUAAUGUAAGUACUAUAGAGUUCUUAUUUCAAAUUCAAGCUUCAUUCAUGAAGUCAAACAAUGCCAUUUCUUGUGUUGACUUAAGACUAAGCAUUUUUGUUUAUGAUAGGUAUUGGAAAUAAUAUCUGGAAGUGUUUUAUGAAGAGUUCGAUAAUAACGGAAUGUAUUAAAUGAAAUACAGCUUGUUUAAGUAAGUUA
Messenger RNA from Cydia splendana, 3081 nucleotides. RefSeq names its product asparagine--tRNA ligase, cytoplasmic (gene AsnRS). Bases 118 to 1788 code for a protein of 556 amino acids. Gene Ontology annotation, biological process: asparaginyl-tRNA aminoacylation. Lineage: Eukaryota; Metazoa; Arthropoda; Insecta; Lepidoptera; Tortricidae. The transcript has 10 exons. The record is from RefSeq and is a predicted model, not a curated record. Gene Ontology annotation, molecular function: ATP binding; nucleic acid binding; asparagine-tRNA ligase activity. Gene Ontology annotation, cellular component: cytoplasm.